Molecule: messenger RNA, 1657 nt
Organism: Salvia hispanica
Lineage: Eukaryota; Viridiplantae; Streptophyta; Magnoliopsida; Lamiales; Lamiaceae
Cellular component (GO): nucleus
Molecular function (GO): transcription cis-regulatory region binding
Source: RefSeq, a predicted model, not a curated record
AAUGGUGUGAAGGUGCCAAGUAUAACGAGCGCAUUCCCGGCGCAUACUAGCAAAGGCCACUUCACAAUACGUCCUCGGCCGAUUCUACCAAAAAGAUGCGUCUUUGUCCACUUUCUCUCUCCAACGCAACAAAAUCCUUGACAAAUUUCUCACUUCCCAACAAUUCUUAUGUAAUUUAACUGGAAUCCGGUCGUAUUAUAUACCCCAACAUUUCUCAAUUUGGUUUUUCAUUUAUUAUUCGUGUUCUCAUUACCGGGCAAAAGCUUCAAUCUUGAAUGCACCUCAACAGCAGAAAUUAAACAAUUUUCAGGUUCUUAGGAAAAUUUGAGCGUUUCUUUUGCUGGAUACUACAAGAUAAGAGUUGUUAAACUUGGUGUUUUGAGCGUGAUGGAUGAUGAAAAUGAUGUUCCUUACCGUUCCAAUACUUACGCCGCAAACGUACAAAAGCUCCCUGUCGAAAAUGCCAGCUAUUCUCGAGAUAUUGGCAAUUCGUACGGAGAAGAUGAUGACAACACUGAUGAUGGUGAGGAAGAUGAGGAGAAGGCAGUGAACGAUGUGGAUGACGAUGACGAUGAUGAUGAUGACGAUGAUGAUGAUGGAGGUAAUGGUGUUCAAAGGAUAAGUAACAAUGAUUAUGAGUAUGGAGAUGAAGAUGACAACAACGACGAUGGAAAUGGUGAUCAGCAGCGCCACCCGAAGAAGAGGAAGCUGAAGAAUCUGAUCUCAAGCUAUGAGUUUGCCCCUCGACUGCCGGCUCCUCCUCCUCCUGCCACUCCAUCGGCUCCGAAGCCGUCGUACGGGGGGCGCAAUCCGCUCACUGAUUGGACCGAGCACGAGACGUUGGUCUUACUGGACGCUUGGGGAGAUAGAUUUCUCAAGCAUGGGAGGAAGAGCCUGCGUGGCGAGGAGUGGCAAGAAGUUGCGGAGAAGGUAUCACUGGGAUCGAAAAUAGAAAGAACCGACACUCAGUGUCGAAAUCGUCUGGAUACGUUGAAGAAAAAGUACAAAAAAGAGAAGAUGAAGUUUGGGGAUUCCGGGAGUGAAUGGGUGUAUUUCAAGAAGAUUGAUGCACUACUAUCGUCAUCGCAAGUGCAGCAAGGCGGUCUUUCAUGUGGGAUCGACUCGGGGGAGUACGUAUUCAUGAACCCUAAAGUUUAUCUGAAUCGAUCGAAUGGAUUGGAUGAGAUGAGGGACAGCCCGGGAAACUCAAGCGAGGGCGAGGAAGAUGAGUCCGAGGGCCUCCCUCCCAAGAAGACGAUGGGGACUGGUAAUAUUCGAAGCAGUGCAGCUCCCUACAAGAUGUUGGCCGAUUCUUUCGAGAAAUUCAGUGAAAUAUACGAAAGGAUCGAGGAUAGUAAGAGGCAGCAGAUGGUAGAGCUAGAGAAGAUGAGGAUGGAUUUGCACAGAGAUUUGGAGAUGCAGAAAAGAGAGAUUUUAGAGAGAGGCCAUGCCGAGAUAGCUAAGAUCCGACAAGGAGAGGAUGAAGACAACGCUGAGAAUAUCAGUGGUUGAUGUGCUUGUCUUGUCUCUCUCUUGAUUAUCAUUUGGACAAGUUGCAGCAGUGUUUGUGUAAUAAAACUUAGGUUGUGAAACUAAUUAUGUUAUGUAGGUAUAUGGUGGAUCAUUAGUUUAUGAAGAUGCAUCUUCUUCAUCGUUA